ACUUUAUUAAAAUCCAGGCGGGCAUGUGAAGACUUCCUGAGGAGGGCGUCCACACAGAGGUGCUGUGGCCGAAGAAGAAGAAGAAGAAGAAGAAGAAGAAGAAGAAGAAGAAGAAGAAGAAGAAGAAGAGUAUGAAUAUGGAAGAACCUGGUCAGCUUCAUUUAGAGGAAACAGUGUAGUAACGAAACAAGUCCAGCAGAGGGCAGUGAUGACACGUGAAGGACACAAGCUGCCGCCAAAACCCGAAGAAGAAGAAGAAGAAGAACGCGACCUCAGCCGCUCGUGCGUUUCCGGUUACAUGUUACAUGUACUUGUUUGGGAGCAGCUCUCGAUCUCAGGUGAGUGUCCCUGCUGACGCCGCCUCUCGUGUGGACUGACACCAGGACCAGGACCAGGAUCAGGACCAGGACCGGCCAUGCUGCUGCCACUCCUGCUGCGUCCGUCCCUCUGCUCCCCUCACGCCUCUGCCUUCUUGUCGCGGUGCGACGCCGCGAGGACGCUCCGCUCUCAGACUGAACUCUUCCUGCGCCGGACGCUUCCCCUGCGCUUCCAGAGCCGAGGAACCAAGAGCCGAGGCAGAAAGACCCGGGAGCAGGACUGGAAGACCAGGAACAAGACGGUGCUGACUUAUGUCGCCGCCGCCGGCGUGGGGAUGAUCGGCCUGUCGUACGCUUCGGUGCCGCUCUACAGACUCUACUGCCAGGCGGCGGGGCUCGGCGGCACGGCGGUGGCCGGCCACGAUACGGACCUGGUGGAGACGAUGAAGCCGGUGAAGGAGCGCGUCCUCAAGGUCACCUUCAACGCCGACACGCACGCCAGCAUGCAGUGGAACUUCCGUCCACAGCAGUCGGAGAUCUUUGUGGUUCCAGGUGAGACGGCGUUGGCGUUCUACCGAGCCAAAAACCCCACAGACAAACCGAUCAUUGGCAUCUCCACCUACAACGUGGUUCCCUUCGAGGCGGGACAGUACUUCAACAAGAUCCAGUGUUUCUGCUUCGAGGAGCAGCGCCUCAACCCUCACGAGGAGGUGGACAUGCCCGUCUUCUUCUACAUCGACCCGGAGUUCGACGACGACCCGCGGAUGGCCCGAGUCAGCACCAUCACUCUGUCCUACACUUUCUUCGAGGCCAAGGAGGGAGAGAAGCUCCCGCUGCCCGGAUACAGCUACAACUGACCCGAGUCCUGAUCCAGGAACCGGGUCUGGGUCUCGCCCGAGUCCUGAUCCAGAACCCGGGUCUGGGUCUCACAAAGGGGAAAAGAAAGAACAUUUUAUCCCAGACUCUUUUUGGAGUGAGUUUUUUUUCUUUUUUUCUAAUUUAAUGACGAUAAUAUUUUCAUUCUCGGUGGAAAACUCUUGGUGAUGAUUUCAGACUGAACUGAUGAAAUCUGAGAAACUGUUGGUGACGAUAUUACGGUGAAUUAUUAUUAAAGUAAUUAUUCCUACAGCUGAAAAUCAAAGUGUUAAAGACUGAAGAAGAAUCAAUAAAUGACGACUGAUUUCAUUGA
Messenger RNA from Scophthalmus maximus (turbot), 1506 nucleotides. RefSeq names its product cytochrome c oxidase assembly protein COX11, mitochondrial (gene cox11). The transcript has 6 exons. Gene Ontology annotation, cellular component: mitochondrial inner membrane. The coding region runs from base 416 to 1174 and encodes 252 amino acids. NCBI's taxonomy places the organism in Eukaryota, Metazoa, Chordata, Actinopteri, Pleuronectiformes, Scophthalmidae. Gene Ontology annotation, molecular function: copper ion binding. The record is from RefSeq and is a predicted model, not a curated record.